AUGUAUUUCUCCAACGCAAAAUUCCUUUCCCUCCUCGCUGCCGCUGCAGCAGUCAAGGGUGCUCCCAUUGAGGAGAACACCAUCCAAGCUCGUGCCGUCGUUCCUCAUGACUCCAUCAACCCAUGGGGAGAAAACGUACCUGGUAACGCCUUGGGUAACACUUUGAAGAAAUUCGAGCCAUUCCUUCACAUUGCUCAUGGUUGUCAACCAUACAGUGCAGUUGAUGGUAAUGGUAACACCAGUGGUGGACUCCAAGAUACUGGAAAUGUCUCAGCCGGCUGCCGUGAUCAGAGCAAGGGUCAAACCUAUGUCCGAGGUGGCUGGUCUGGAGGUCGCUAUGGUAUCAUGUACGCGUGGUAUUUUCCCAAGGAUCAACCAGCAGCUGGAAACGUCGUUGGAGGCCAUCGUCACGACUGGGAGUACGUCGUCGCCUGGGUCAACAACCCUUCCGUCGCCAACCCCUCCUUGAUCGGUGCCGCCGCAUCUGGUCACGGAAGUGUGAAGAAGACGACCAAUCCCCAACGCCAGGGUGAUAGAUUGAAGGUCGAAUACUAUGUCUCUUUCCCAACCAACCACGAGUUGCAGUUCACCAACACAUUGGGCAGAGAUUUGCCAAUGAUGUGGUACGACUUCUUGCCAGCUGUUAGCAAGACAGCUUUACAGAACACCAACUUCGGAAAGGCCAACUGUCCUUUCAAUGACCACAACUUCGCCAACAACCUCGUCAAGGCUGCAAUCUAG
This is a messenger RNA of Botrytis byssoidea, 741 nucleotides long. RefSeq lists its product as uncharacterized. The transcript has 3 exons. Bases 1 to 741 code for a protein of 246 amino acids. The record is from RefSeq and is a predicted model, not a curated record. NCBI's taxonomy places the organism in Eukaryota, Fungi, Ascomycota, Leotiomycetes, Helotiales, Sclerotiniaceae.